This is a messenger RNA of Podarcis lilfordi (Lilford's wall lizard), 39849 nucleotides long. NCBI's taxonomy places the organism in Eukaryota, Metazoa, Chordata, Lepidosauria, Squamata, Lacertidae. The record is from the annotation of a GenBank genome assembly.
AUGAGGCGGCUCCUCCUCCAAGGCGCGCGUCGCGUGCCAGGAACGUGUGAACGAAGGAACCCGUGUCUUUCCAGGGUGGGCCCAUUCCGGGCCCAUCGGCGCUUCCCGGUGCUCCGAGGCGGGCUGCUCCGGCCUGCGCGGAGCAGGGUUCCCUGGAGCUCCCGCGGCCCCCGCCGUGGAGGCGCGGAGGAGUUUUCCGAGCGCCGGCGACGCCCGGCCACAUCAGCGCCCGCCUGCCUGCCUGCGCGCCCGCCCCCCUCCCCGCUCUCCCCCGGCCUCUGCCGCGCGUGCUCAGUGGGGCGGCGGAGGCGGCGCCGCUUCUUCUACCCGGAGGAGCUGCUUCUGCCUCCUCGGCGGCCGCGGGCAAGUUCCUUCCUGUGCGCGAGGAGCGGGCGGCGGCGAGGAUGGAGGCGAGCGGCGGAGGAGGCGGCUGCUGCUGCCGGGGGUGGCUGGCUCCCCUCCCUGGUUCGCCGUUGCCCAGGUAGGAGAGCGGGUGGCCCGAGGGUGGGGAAGGAGAUGCGGAGGCAGGGCGGGAAAGGCGCCGCCACCGUCGCCGCCUCCUCCACCCCCGGAGAUGGAGGGAAGGGAAUCCCCGCGGGGAAGUGAACGAAGAACGGCAUCUGCCUCCGAGGCAGCCCCGGGCCCGGCUGGCAGGCUGGCUGAGCCUUCCUCCCCAGCCUGACUUUCUCUCCCCCACCUUGUUAAAUCAUUAUGGCUAAAUUGGAAUAGCAUUUCCUCAUCCCGAGCAUCCCUCUAUGUCCCUCCCCUCCGCCCCUUUCCACUCUCCUGAGAAAUUUUUAAUACUAUUGCGUCCUCUUCAUAUACUGGUUUUAUUUCUGUUUCCAGCCCCAGGGUUUGGGGUGGAAUAAGCUGGGCAGAAAAGGCAAAGUCUCUUAAGUGGCCCCCCCCCCCCGGGGUGCUACAAAAAUAGGUCACCACCUAAAUGUUAAGAUUAUUGCAUCUGCUGGUGUUACCAAGGCGCUGGGCGUUUCUCCUUUCUAGUUUCGUGUUUGGUUUUGCUGUCAUUUGCAGUUCAGUUGUACCGCUUCAGUUUGUGAAUGCUAAUGACGUUAAGGCAAAGUGGAUGGCUGUGCAUAACUAUAAAUGUAGGAUCUGCCUUGGUAAUUUCACCCAGAAGUUGCUACAGAAGGCAGAGUUCAAGGAUGCAAAGUGAAAAUUAGGGUCAUUCAGAAAGUAUUAGUUACAAUCCCCGACUGUCUAGAAAGUUCAACCUAUAUAUUUAAAUAGAAUUUAAACAAACAACAACAUGACUAUUUAUAGAGACACCAAUGCUUUGAAAAAUAAAUGAGAAUCAGAGAAGAAAUAGUUGGCUGUUGUUAGUAUAAAACAGUAGAUAUCCAAGAGUUCCAUAGAGUAAACAGUGCCAUAUGGAGUAAGCAUUAAAAACAGCCAAAAUAAAUACUACGACAAUAUCCCAUCAAUAUUUGUUUGCAGUUAUUACUUGGUGCCCCAGUUCUGUGCCAAGCUAACUUCGUAGUACACCUUGUGUGUGUGGACCUGUUUGAUGUGUCAGUAAAUGUGAAUCCAGGAUACCAACCUCAAAUAGACUGGAAAGCAGAUGCCUAUAAUUUUUUAGCCAGGUAAAUUUCACCUGAAUUUGACACCAAACUAACCAAUUCCUCCAUAUACAUAGGAAUUUGGAAAAAACCAAUUCACCUCACUCAGCAGCUUUGGUAUGCUGUCUUUUGUUAAUCAUUAGAUAAUGGGUGGCAGAGAAAAACAGGGGAGCUUUCAAGCUGAGCUUAUUUUUGAAGAGCUUCUGUUUAAAUUAAGCACCCACAUAAACUGUUCCCAAGAGAGCUUGUGAAUGCAUGUUGUAUUUUUGUGCAGUUGGGAAUAGUGCUGUUUUUUUUGUCAAAGCUAAGCAGCAUGCUUAGGAAUCUUGCUAAGUUCACAAUUUAUUUUGAGCAGAAGGGGUUCACAAAUGCUUAAAUCUUAACAAAGUAUGAUUUAACUGAGUUUUCAGUUCUGUAGAUAGUGGUUAAGCUAGCCCUGUAACUGUUUGCACUACCCUGCAUGUCUAUUACAGUAUUUGGCAGAUAAUCAAACUUACAAAACCAGGAUGCUACUGUAUCCAUUGUCACUACAACAUAUUCAUUGUUGCACUUGAGUAAGGUUAAUAUGAAUAAAAACUUAAAAUAAAAACUUUACACAUUUUUUCUGGUUUAUCUAAAUCCGAAAAUGUUUACUUUUCAUUAUUUUGGACAGGUAAUUUUUACGAUAUACUGAUGCAUUUGGUCCCUGCUUUGCUGUAAAGUCUGUAAAAGAUAAUAACCUGUUUAAGACAGUAUUUCAAACUGAGUUUGAACAUGAGUUCCUUGCUUUUGGUGGCUUCUGGUUGUGACAGGUGACUUAUGUACUAUGAGAUAUCAGACAGUAAGAGCAAACUACAAGCGUGCAUUAAUUAUUUGUGCUAUGCCAAUUUGUCAUAUCUACCUUUUAUCAGUAACUUUGUACCUGCAACAAAAGGUUGCAGUGUGUGUGGCAUGAUCCUAUUCAGGAUUCCAGGCAGACAGGCAUUCCCUCUUGCAUUCCUCCCCAGUUUCCAUUUUCUUCUUUUCAACACUCAGCUAUCAUUACAUGUCGGCCGAGUAUACUCACUUAUCAUUAACCACUUUGGGGCCUCCCCAUCUCCCUGCUUUGCCCCCCCCCCGCAAAGUGAUAUGUAUACUUCUGCAAGCAUUGUGGUUCCCCAAGCCUGCUGACAACUUCCCUCUUAUGAGAUGAUAGUACUGUUUUGACUUGUAUAAUGAUAGGCACCUGGAGAAUGAGUUCUCUACUAACAAGAUGUCACGGUUUCAUUUCCAUAAGUAUAUACAGACAAGAAGGUCUGCUUGAUUCCUAUCUACAUAUGCAUCUCAACUAGUGUUCAGAUUUUUGAGCUCAAUCUGAGGUCAUAUCAUUUGGACCAACAUUGGAAACGUGCAGACUUGUCCUCGGUCAGGGUUGACAUAGUUCAUUUUUGUUUCAAAACAAUUGGGGGGGGGGGAGGAGAACAACAACCUAUAGUACCUAUAAAGGAAAUUGCAGAGCUUGUAAAUGUGCAGAAUGGGGCAUUCCAAAUUAUCAAUGGACUUGUUGUUGUUGUUGUUUAGUUGUGUCCGACUCUUCGUGACCCCAUGGACCAGAGCACACCAGGCACUCCUGUCUUCCACUGCCUCCCGCAGUUUGGUCAAACUCAUCGUAGCUUCGAGAACAGUGUCCAACCAUCUCGUCCUCUGUCGUCCCCUUCUCCUUGUGCCCUCCAUCUUUCCCAACAUCAGGGUCUUUUCCAGGGAGUCUUCUCAUGAGGUGGCCAAAGUAUUGGAGCCUCAGCUUCACGAUCAGUCCUUCCAGUGAGCACUCAGGGCUGAUUUCCUUAAGAAUGGAUAGGUUUGAUCUUCUUGCAGUCCAUGGGACUCUUAGGAGUCUCCUCCAGCACCAUAAUUCAAAAGCAUCAAUUCUUUGUCGAUCAGCCUUCUUUAUGGUCCAGCUCUGACUUCCAUACAUCACUACUGGGAAAACCAUAGCUUUAACUAUACGCACCUUUGUUGGCAAGGUGAUGAGCACCUCUAUUAUAGGAAGCUGCCCUACACUGAGUCAAACCAUUGGUCCAUCUAGCCCCAUAUCAUCUACAUUGACUGGUCGCAACUGUACAGUGCUUGGGGCAAGAGUCCCAGCCCCAGCUGGAGAUGCCCAGGAUUGAACAUGGGACUUUAUGCAUGCAUACAAGCAAGGCGGAUACUCUAUGUCUUGUUAGUAUAGAGCAGGAGCACAUUGUGGACUUCCUGCUUGUGGACUUCCUGUACGUAUCUGGCUGGGCUUUGUGAGAACAGAAUGCUACCAGAUAGACCUUUGGUCUGAUCUCCUUCGCUAAUUUGUUAUAGUUAAUGCUAUUCCAUUGAUGAUGAUUUACUGUGGACACCCUCUGACUGAACUUCCCACACAGUUAUGCUUCUCAAGUCCCUUUGAAGUCAAUACAAGUUAGGAGUAUGGAUACAGGAUUUUUAGUAACUGACUGAAUUCAGACAUUAGGCAAAAUCUGUUAAUCAUUAUUAAAUGUGUAUACUGCCCUUCAUGCAAAGAUCACAGGGCAGUUCACAACAUAAAAAUACAAAAUGAGAACACAAAAUACAUCACGGAAAACCAAAAACAAACCAGUAACCCCCAUUGCACAAGCACAUUUAAAAGGCCAUAGAGUGUUAAUCAGCCAAAGGCCUGAUUUUAGUUAUGCCAACUUUGGUGCUGUCUGAAUUUGCAAACCAUAGUUCCACCUGCUGCUCUACACGCAAGAGAUUGAUGUUAUUUGCAAAUAAGAAGAUGGCUGGGGGGCGGGGGAGAUAGCUCAGCAGAGAGGAAAUGAAAAUAGAUUAUACACUUGGAAGUUCUAAACCAGGGGUCAGCAAACUUUGUCAGCAGGGGGCCGGUCCACUGUCCCUCAGACCUUGUGGGGGGCCAGACUAUAUUUUUUUGGGGGAAAUGAACAAAUUCCUAUGCCCCACAAAUAACCCAGAGAUGCAUUUUAAAUAAAAGGAGACAUUCUACUCAGGUAAGAACACACUGAUUCCCGGACCGUCCACGGGCUGGAUUUAGAAGGCGAUUGGGCUGGAUCCGGCCCACGGGCCUUAGUUUGCCUACCCAUGUUCUAAACUAUGAUUUGGUGUAAUUUGAAUUGAGCCUUUGUCUCUCGUGGAAGAAGAAUUUCACCCAUUGAGCAAAAGCAAUUAAGCAAAUCUAUCUAGGUUUCUCUGAAAAGUUGUCAUUUAUUUUUUAUUGAUUUUCCAUAAUUUUUAAUAAACUUGUCACCAAAUUAAUACAAAUGAAUACAAAUUUAAAAGCUGACUUCUCACCCCCCAGAUGUUCCCUCUAUUUUCCUCCCUCCUAGUACAAUAACAUUUCCAACUUUCAUUUCAAAAUUCAUCUCUGAAAAGUUGUAAUACAAGAAUGCAGGUUGUGCAAAGCUCAGAUCAAUGUACAGAGGUCAUGGGUAGAGCCAGAAGGCACAACCCCCACCCCACCAUGUGUUGAUUCUACACACACGUGUUGUGCAAUGAGCUGUUCGGACAAUGAAUCGUGUUUGGGAGCUGGGAAAGUGUAAACAACUGAAGGAAAAUAUAUUGUAUUUUUGCAUUUUAUUUUUACUUUUGCAAAUAGAAGGAAAAUAUAUUGCAGGCAACAAAGAACAAGGAAUACAGCAAAGUGAAACAAGAUCAUCUGCAGUGUAGACAUAUCUACCAUUCUUAAACAUUACACCUUUCGUAAAAACUGGCAUAAUGGGUUUUCCCGUAGGACCCGUCUAUCAACACAGACACCAUUAUGCCUCAUCAUCCUAAGUACCUACUUGCUGAUCUUUGCAAGUAUGAAAGCAGCCUGUUAGGUUCUGAGUAAGCAAAAUACUUUAAGUGUCCUAAGCUAUGAGUAAUAUUUAAUGAAGACAAUGUGAUUAUUGAUAAUACAGUUAGGCAGUUAGGAAGAGUAAAGACUUAACAAGACCUAUCAGUCAUAUACUGUAUAAGCCAAGAGACAUGGUAGGUGUGAAAUCAUUUGAACUAUACUAUGUGCAAUUUUUUUUAGCAUGGAGCAGUUUUAUAAUGCCAACAGACUCAAUUGUCACAUUUCUUUGGUAUUUUUUACUCCAGCUGCUAAAAUUGAAGAUUUCUGUUUAAAAUAUCUUUUAACUACAGGUCCAUGCAUUUAUUUACUAGGUUGGAGGUUUUAAAGAGGCAAAAUAGAUAGUUGCAUUUGCAGAACAUUCCAAUGAACAGGUUUGUAAAGUGGUUCUGCAAGUUUCCAUCACUUCUAUUAUUAGCCAAAAAUACUUUUAAAAACAAAACGAAAGGAGAGCUAAGUAGAUGUUGAGGAGAGUACUUUACUUCUAACAUUUAUGGAGUAGUAAUUGAGGAUAUUAAUUCAAUUUAUUUAAAAAAAAAAGACACAUUACAACAAACUAAUACUUAUGAAAAAUAGAAACGGUUACUCCCAGAAACUCUGACUAAAUUCCAGAAUGAUGAAUAAUUUCAAAGACUCAGACAAUAAUAUGCAAUUGUGGUGUCAACUGGCAUGUUAGAAGAUUUGACCGACUCCUGUAUCUUAGUACUGUACUAAUGCUGUAGCUAUCGCAUAAAUUAUGAUAUAUCAUCAUCAUUUUCUUGCUGUUGUGUUUUAGGCAGAAUGAUAUUAUGCUUCAGUUUAACAUGACCACCAUUACACCAGAGCUUAACUGGCGUAGCUAAUUGGCACCCUGUGCUUCUCAACAGAACAUCAAAAGCAUGGUAAUAGAAAUAGAAAAGAAAUCUCUAUCAAAGUAGUGAAAAAGUUCACUUCCACAGAGUAUCUGGCAACAUCAUCACCAUGUAACUAUCACCACAUCACUUCUAACAUUGCCCCCGUGUUUACCAAUGCUUAGAAGGCCUCAGAAAGCAAGCAGUGGUAGCAGGAGCACUAUGAUGAAGUCAUUUCAACAAUUCUAUAAUUUAUUCUACACAGAAGGUAUAAGCAUAACUACCAGAAAGCAUUUAAAGUGUCUCACCAGGUUAGGGAGGAAGCAAAUGCUUAGAGUGAGGACUUAGAGUGAGGACUUCUACAGCCAGAGAUUCAAAAUCAAACUCAGGCAUAGGCAAACUCGGCCCUCCAUAUGUUUUGGGACUACAACUCCCAUCAUCCCUGACCACUGGUCCUGUUAGCUAGGGAUGAUGGGAGUUGUAGUCCAAAAACAUCUGGAGGGCUGAGUUUGCAUAUGCCUGGUCAAACUCAAGCAUUUGUGGACAAGCCCUUUGUCAGAGGCAAAUACUGAUGUUGUGCUUCAGGGAAGGGGAGAAGAAUGACUGCAGGAGAAUCAGGAUUUUAUCUUGCAGAAGGAAAAGAUAUGAAUCAAGCUGGGUUUUUUCCCAUUCCACCCCCUGAAUCCACCCAUUUCCUUCUCAUUUUGCUGCUGGGGUUGUGCCACCAUAUGACUGAGAAUGAUUUAAGAUUACAACAGAAAAUAAUAAUAAAAAUACAUUUAAAAAACCCCAAAAACAGUAUAAUAGCAUUGCUAUAACGUAGUAACUUCCUUGGAGUAGAUGCCUGUGCAGGGAAUUUGAUAGCAGGAUACACUUGCACUAUUCAUCUAUAAACAAAAUUUAAAUGGAACAAAAAUGCUAUCAAGUUUUAGAGGCCAAAAAAGGCAGAUGUGUUAACAUUUUUACUGUGUUCUUUUUAGAUCCCAGCUUUGUUGCGGAAUUGCUCAAGACCAAAAGUUAGUGACAAAAAAUCUUUCUACAUAACAGACAACUUCACAACGUGAUCGGCUGUAUCAAAUCAAAGAUCUCUAUAUAACCAUUUGAUGCAUCAUUUAAACUUCUCUGGGAUCUGAAGCAAUCAUCAGAACAACAUUUUUGAAACAGCAUGACUAACUGUAAAGGAAGAUCUGUCAGCAAGAAAACAAAUGAUAAAGCCUAUCAUGGAGAAAGUUUUGUAAAUUGGACUAUAAAUCUAAAUACAAUUCAGUCUGACAAGUUCUUGAACCUGCUGUUAAGUAUGGUUCCAGUUGUUUAUCACAAAAACCAGGAAGAAAGACAUAAGAAAGUGAAUGGUCUCUGGCAAGAUGGAUUACAGCCAUCAGGGCAUGGUUUCAGUGUUAGGACUGACCAGCACGUGGAUUAUCAUCAUUUCUCAGAAUCAACUUUUCAUAAUGGUAGCAAUGGACAUAAUUCAUCGAGCUGUAGCCCAAAGUAUGAUAACUUCGCAGGAUAUAAUUAUUCAGACAGAAUGGACAUGUCGGAAACAGAUAUUAUGCUGCAGGACAACAACGUAUCUAGUGAUGGUGAAGAAGAUACCAUUGUGGAAGGCAGCAAAAAACAGCCAAAAGAAUCUAGUAGCAUUAUGGCAUUACAGAUACUUGUACCAUUUUUGCUAGCAGGCUUUGGAACAGUAUCUGCUGGGAUGGUUCUGGAUAUUGUUCAGGUUGGUAUUUCCUAAGAAUGGUUUUAAAUGUACACAUUCUGAUUUUUUUCUGAUGCACUCAAUCAUGACAUUUAGUAUGGUCCUCUAUAUUAAGGCUGAAGUAUGUGUUUUUGUUUUAUUGUAAUGUUGUUUGUUCGUUAUGUAAGGCUACUUACACACACACAACUUCUGAGUGGGUUCUUCUGUAGUCAAGAGGGAGCUGAGGAUUUUGUUUGUGAUUUGAGUUCUCAAAUGCUACUUAGGUUCAUAUGAGUUUCAGGAGGUUAAUUGUCCUUGGAAUAAACUUAUGUUCAGCACAUGUUGAACAAGAUAUUAGUCAUGCCAUUUUUCUAGUUUCAUUUUCUUAGUCUACCCACUUCACUGAGUGAAGCUUUAUUCCCUGCCCCCCCCUCUAAAAUCAAUUUUUGCUGCUUUAGAAUUUGUAGGGAGGAAAUGAGGUCAUUUGGCACAAAGGCAGAAUUUUCAAAGCCAGGCAAAUUGUGUAAAGGGGCACCACAAGUGCCAUUAUAUUUGCAGGAUCUUUAAUAUCAACUGGACGCCACUCCAGUCUCCAUGCAGUGCAAGAUUCCAAGGGCUUGUGUUUCCUUUUGGGAACAAGACGCAGCAGAAACUGUGGUGCCUUUAGGAUAUAUGGUUUACUUGCACACAUAUACAACCUGAGCCUGCGAUGGAGGGGCUGACAGCAUCAACACCCCAAAAGGGUCUUCUUCCUCCCAUGGACACGGCCUUAGAUUCGAACAGAAAUCACACAUCAUGUUCUUUCUCUCCAGCUUGCCACUUUACUUCGCGUUUACAGAGAAGUUUAGGGAAGCUUUUUAAUGUUUGAUGCAUUACUGUAUUUUAAUAUUUGGUUGGAAGCAGCCCAGAGUGGCUGGGGAAGCCCAGCCAGAUGGGCGGGGUAUAAAUAAUAAAUUAUUAUUAUUAUUUACAUCUCUCUCACAUCCACACACCAAACUCUCUACUCUAAACUCCGGCUUUUAUCUGUUGAGGGCCCCGUUCCCCGUUCCCUUUAAAAGCUCAUCACCCUGGUUAACCCCUCACAGGAAGCUAGUUUGGCUUGACAAGAUUUGAGCACUUGCUGAAUCCAGGGAUUAAUUAGAGGGGUCUGGCACCCACAAACUCCUAACGCUAUCUUACAAAAUAUUCACAUUUAUAUUUCAAAUUCCUCAGUUUGCUGGUUGGAAAUUGAAUUAAGGUAUGUUAUUUAAACUACUCUGGUCCUAUUGAAUUAAUCUUUAGGGCAAGAUGAAUUACACCUAAGGAACUUGAAGAUGCAAUCUGAGUCUUUGGAUAUAAUUUUUGAGAUGUGCCAGGGGACUGGAUGUGCUGGGACACUUAGCACAUAUAUAUUGGAUCUAUAAAAGGGGUGUGGGGAGAAGAUCCAGAUUACAGAUUGUUGGUCAGCUGGUGUUCAUAACUGGGAAACUUUGAAGACAAAUAAUUAAGGAGUUAGUUUGGAAGCAUUUGGAAAAGAACAGUCAUUAAACACAGUCAUUACAAAGAACUAGCAUGAUCUUCUUAAUAACAAGCCAUGCCAGGUUUACCUUUAUCUGGAUAGCUACUAGCUGGGUAGGAAAAAAGGUUAUAUGGCUGUGGUAUAUACUGAUUUCUGCAAGGCUUCCACAAGGCCCUCCAUUAUAUUCUUUUUGACGCCUGUAAAAUGCGUGCUAGACAAUGUUACUGCUAGAAUGAGCUGUUCUUCUAUAUCAGUGCGAGCUGCUAAACUAAUGGCAGCGAGAAAGGCCAUGAUACUUCUUUUUCUUGCAAGUCCCACUGAGAUAUCAAAGCAGAUUAGCUACUCAGUUACAGUCUUUGGGCUUUUGAUAUGCUAGUUACAUAAUACUGGCAAGGGAAACAACAGCUCUAUGUAUUCAGCUAUGAUAUGUCAUGACUCAUUAUUGGAAUGUUUCUGUAUUGUUGAUGGUACUGAUACUGGGGAAAAUAUAUUAGAUACUGAACUGAUUUUGGCUUUAUUAGUUACUGAGAUUCGUGAAUAUAAAGUAUAUUCUGCCCUUGGUAAUUUCUAGAUAGAAAACCCUUUCCCAGAAAUGUAAUUUUGUGUCACUAUUUUUAAAACAUUUAUUUUAUUGUGUGUUUUUUUAAAUAUAUCUAUUUUUAUGUUUUCCAUUUGUCAAAUAGCAUUGGGAAGUGUUCAAAAACAUUACUGAAGUUUUCAUUUUGGUUCCUGCACUACUUGGUUUGAAAGGGAAUUUGGAAAUGACUUUGGCAUCCCGACUGUCAACAGCUGUAAGUAUAUGAAGCAUUAUAAGGCUGGGGUAUUGAUAUUAGUGGUUUCUUGUUACACAGGGACAUCUGCAACAUUUGUUGAGAUCAGCAUCCACCAUCAAUUAUCAUAGGCAAGUGACAGUUGAAAAGUGAAUAGACUGGUGUGCUGACCCUAUUUCCCCAAACCAACCCCUGUGUCCUGUGCCCUUCAUAGUGCAUUGCACCCAGUCUUUUGUCAGGUUGGUUGGAGUCAGGUGUUGUCAAUCUUUCUCUUAUCCUCACAUAUCUCUAUGUGCAUAGUUAUUCAAAAUGUGCAUUGAUGUGCAUUUAAUUAAUAAAAUACUCUGCAGUUCUUUAGUUCGGAAGGUAUUAAAGUAUUUUUGGGGUCGUCUGCUUACUUCUAUGCAAGAAUUUGAUGGUUUUAAAAUUGUGCAAAAUAAAUACUCUUGCAUCAUUUAAGCAUAAGUCUGCCUUUAAACAUUUCAAACAAUAAGAAUAGAGAGAGAGACUUAAAGGGAAGGUUCUGAACAGUCAAACAACAGUCAGAACAGUGUCACGAGGGGGAGAAUAACCAUGCUUUAUGUCUUUUGUCAUCAGUCUUAUAAUUAGCAUAAUUUUCAUAUAAUUUCUAUGAACCAGCUGCUGCCAAACAAAUAAAAAAACUGCAAUUCUACACUCACUUAUCUGAAGGUAAGCCCCAUUGAACGUUCGACUUCCAAGGCGUUUGGGAGCUGAAGUACAACUGUAUUAUUAACAUUUUAUAACCUACAAUUAUAAAUAAAUAUUUUUACAGUUCAAAAAAGAUUCCAGUUUUUAUAUCAGUUUCAUAAAUGGCCAUGCUAAUAAUGCUACUUUAAACACAAAGCAGUUUUUUACAAGAUACGGUGUACAGACAGUAUGUAGCUCUCCAUUCCCCUAGCACUUUUGGAUUGAAAGUCAGUUAAAGUCUGAUCAUUGCUUCCAUUUUAAAGAAACAUGCACACGACUGAUAUACUUUUGAGAUUAAAUGAUGUUAUAGCACACAAAAUGUUCGUGGUAGAAAGCGAUAGUUGAACUCUUCAAAUUACUACCAAGGCAAUAUUUUUCACUUGCUAAAAAGACAUUUUGUGCUUUUUUACAGGUAAAUGUUGGAAAAAUGGAUUCACCCAUUGAGAAGUGGAAUUUAAUAAUUGGUAAUUUGGCCUUAAAACAGGUAAGGAUUCAUAAAAGCGUUAAAAAGUCAUUGCAGAUUAACACAUUGUCAUAGAUGCAAGAUGUCAUGGACUGGUUGGAUGCAGAGGAAUGGUGGGAGGAACCAGCUGGGGAAACCCAAGGGAAGAAGGUGCAGAGCCCAGGGAGUGCUGGUUGGAGGACAAUGAGUGGUCAAAGGGAGAAGACUGGGAGGAGGAGCUGUCAGAAGCUGAAGAAGUAACAGGGCUUAGUGAGCUGGGGGAGUCUGUGACAGAGAGGAAUCUAGAAUCAGAGGCAGAAGCUGAAGCUGAAGCGGGGGGGGGGGAGGGAGGCCAAGAGGCAUAGAUGAGUCCAGCAGGUGAGGGGUCACAGGUGUCUCCCGCUUCUGCUGUGACAAACUCCCCUCCCCUCUGGUCUUGCAGAACCAGAAGAGGUAUGAAAAAGGCGGAGGAGGUGUUAGCUUCAAGCAAGCACAGUCUCCAAUUGCUUGGAAAAAACCCCUGGGGAGGAGGGUGCUUAGACGGCUGUGGGGAGGCAGGGACUUUCAGUCUCAGCAACUGAUCCAUGAGGCAAGACCUACUGGGGAUGAGCUGUUGUGCUCAUUAGGCCUGACACAUGGUGUUCUUGCUAAUAAAGUGUUAACUCCAACUUGCUGACACGUACAAAGCUGUUGCAGUCAGAUGACUCGGGCAUUGUUUCCCAUGAGAUUAAUGUUCAUAGGAUUUUGAGAGUUUGCAUACUAUUCAAAUAGCACUUGUAGUCAGAUUUGAGUAAUUAUUCUCAGAGCUGUGGAGCAUCGUUACAGAGAUCCCCAGCAAGUCUCACCUCAGUUCGAAGUCUCCUGCAGUGCCUUGGACUGGCUGCAGUGCAGUCUCAGUACAUUGAGAUUGAUGAUUUAUCUUUAAGGGAGUUUUUUUUGGACUUACUUGCUCUUAAAAUAUAGUCUUAGGCCGUUCAAAAAUGAAUUCUCUGGCUCUAGUCCAAAAUAUGUUUAUUUGCUGUGCUCUUAAAAUGUUGGCCUUUCUAAGAUAAUUAUUUGUUCCAUAUAUUUUAAUGGUUUAGACUGCAAUUUAACCAUACUUGUUAGGAAAUAGGCCCGAUCGAACUCAGUGAGCUUUACUUCUGAGGAAAUGUGGUUAUGAUUGGACUGCACACAUUUUUAAUUUUAAAGCUGAUUUGUGUGUCUACGAAGAGAAAAGCCAUAAUAACUCAAAUCAAAAUCAGAUCCCUCUAUAACACAAGGGGAAGAGAAAUCUGGAGUGGAGUCCCUAAGACGGAUGGAUGGUGCCUUGUACGCCUCCUUCCUGCGGCUCCUGCAGCCAAGCUGGUGCCAAACUUAUUGCUCUGCUUUCCUUUGGACCACAUCAGUGAGGCCGAGAGGGGAAUAUUGUUGUCUGGGCAGCCCAGGACCUCCAUAUACACUGCCCAGGUUUGCAAAAGCAACGUGGGAGGCAGCAGUUAUGAGUUACAGGUCUCUGCAGCCACAGCAGGCACUGUGAUUCUCUAGUGGCUUGGCUUCAGUCCCAGAGGUGCACUCCAUUGUCUCUCGAGACAGAUAGAUGCUAACCUAGAUUUCUCCAUGCCUGUGAACCCCAGUUAUUUUUAAUUUAGCCCUGUGAUCUUACUUACUUUUACAACUCCCAUUCCCAUUUCAUAACCUACAUUCGGCAACUCAGUAGCAUGAUGAAGUUCUUCAGGCUUCUUGAAUCCAAAGCAUGGAUUUUUAUUUUAUUUUUAAAAAGCAACAGUAAUAGAACAGUUCAUUUAAGCUUUGUGUCUGCUAAAGAGAAAGCUGUAAUUAACUCAAGCCUUCUUCAAAUGGGACAUGUUGAAGCCUUAGUCUCAGUGGUGGAAAUAAGGCAGGUUAUAAAUAAACAAGUAAAUAGCUAAAUGAAAUAUAGAAGCAUUGCAGUAUUCUUCCAGUUUUCUGUGUGCUAUAAACAAUAAACACCCCCCCCCUGCUCACACACAAAAACAAUUCUCACUAUAGCCAACCAAAGACAACCAACCACACCCUAAGCCACCCCCAACCUCUCUCACCGCCGAGGAAAUACAACAAGCGAAUAGUAAGAAAACCCAUACAAGUAAUGCUAACACAAAACCCCACACAUACACUAAGUAGAAGAAUAGAAGCAUAACCACCCGAUCCCACCCCACAUACCAUCCCCCCCUUUCCCCCUCUUUCCUUCCUAUUUGUAUAACAUUAUCCUUGUCUAUAAAACUCAGUUAAAAAAAGAAAAGAAAUCAAUAAAUGCUAUAAUGAAGCAGUUGGCUGUACACACGGCAGCUCUGUCCUUGCCCAUUUUGGAAGCUGAUGCUGAGGAAAUUGGUUUUAGAACAAAGAGCCCAUCUCUCAUGGGUGUUCUACCAUGAUCUUGGCAGUUGUUUGGAUUUCCUCAUCAUUUGUAAAUGUUUUGUACAGCAGAAUGUUUAUACAAAGGCAAUUCUUGUGAUACAAAUUCAAUUUUCAUUUUUAUCUUCACUUCUUUAGGUGCAAGCAACUGUGGUUGGCUUCUUGGCAGCCGUGGCAGCCGUUAUAUUGGGCUGGAUUCCUGAAGGCAAAUACCGCCUUGAUCACUCAGUCCUCUUGUGUUCUAGCAGUGUAGCAACAGCCUUCAUAGCAUCGCUUUUACAGGGUAAAAGAAACAUUAUGUUAUAAAAAGUACUUAAAUACAGAAACAAUUCUAAUAAACAGCAGUUUUGCAGCGUAAACGAGGCAUAUUGUUUAUACGAAUAGUCAGUUUCAUUCCACCUGUGUUCUAGCCCACCAGAAAUAGAAUAGAAAUUAAGGUAUUUUCCAGAGACUGCUUACUUGCAUUUAAUAAGUGGAUUUUUUAAAAAAAAUCUAUUGAGUGUUGGUCAAGUAAUGUUCUUUGUCUGGUCUUUACAAAAUUAUCUCACGUGUUUGUUAAGUUGUGGAUUGUUGAUGGAAACAUUUUAAUGAAUAGCAUAUGAGGUAAUAAUAAUUACAAAUUCAGCUCCAGUUGUUCAAACAUGCAUUCUGGAAUUUACACCAUUUAAUUUUUAAUGAUUGUAAAAAAGCAAGUAUUCAUGCUCUAAUAAGCAGAGCUGCUUUUAACAUGGUGAGAAGGAUGUAAAUUAAAUAGGAGCACUGCACUAAGCUGGAAAAACACCCAAUUUUUAAAAUUUGAUCACUUCUUAAAGUUUUCCACUCUUACAAUUGCAGCAUGAGACUGAUAAACCUUCUACUUCUGUUGGCUCUAGGAAUAAUAAUGGUUGGAGUUAUCGUUGGGUCAAAGAAGACUGGCAUAAAUCCUGACAAUGUUGCAACACCCAUUGCAGCGAGCUUUGGAGACCUUAUCACUCUUGCCAUACUUGCUUGGAUAAGUCAGGGUCUUUAUGAUUGCCUUGGUGAGUAUUGUGGUGCUUUUAAAGGGCAAAUAUCUCCCAACAGGCAAAUAUUUGCAUAUGUGAACAAUAUGUUGACUGUUCACCCCCCACCCCCCCCACCCCCCGCUGGCUUUCUACCUGCAUAUUUGUUGUUGUUUAUUGAGUUAGUUUAGUUGGGAGCUUGCAAUUUGUCAGCUCACAAAGGAGGUGGGCAGAGUAGUCUGCCUUCGUCUCUGCACUCUACUGCUGAACUCAGCUGCUUAACUCACCUGUUACUUUGGCUUGAUGCUUUGUCAUCGGGGCUCAGAGCUUUUGUUCUUAAGCAGUGUUUCUCAACCUGUGGGUCCCCAGAUGUUGUUGGACUACAACUCCCAUCAUUCCUAGCCAGCAUAACCAGUGGUCAGGGAUGAUGGGAGUUGUAGUCCAACAACAUCUGGGGACCCACAGGUUGAGAACCACUGUUCUAAAGUUUAAAGACUGCAGUUUACGCUUAAUCCUUAUCACACAAUGCUUCAUCUUACUAAGGGAACAGAAAGGGUUAUUAUUCAAUCCAUAGUAUUGUACAGGGCAAACAGCUAUCUGGAGAAACAACAACAACAACAACAACAACAACAACUGUAAGACAGUCUUUACUUGCAGUUUUUAUUACCAUAAUUGAUAUUUGUGCAGCAUCCCACAUGCAGACUAUGUGUAUGAAGAUAAUCACAUGUAGGAACUUGACCAUUCUUUGUAACUAGAUGAUAGGCCUCUUCCCGCCCCCUGGUCUCCCCUUUGCUCCCCUUGCCACCUCACCAGUUCUCCCUCCCUCUUAGCCUAGGCCCUAUUAAAAUGGGAGCUCUCUCAACUCUUUGGAGUCAGAUAUUGCAAUGUUGAUUGGAAGAUGCAGAGGAAAAGUAUUUAGCGUUGGGUAAUCCCGAUUACCCAAGCGUGGCCUAAUGCGUGCAGAUACGGGAGAAAAGAAAAUGCACAUUAGAUAUGGUAGAUUAGGAAGAGCGGCUGCAUAGCAAAGCAAAUUGAUUGUAAGCAAUACAAACCAAAAUGCAGACAGCGUAAGCACUGCAGCAAAAUAUAUUUAGUGUGCUACAUUAUUUUUCUGUUGGAUCCUAAUUUGUACCUCCCCAUAAUGCUCCACUUGCUUUAUUAUGCCAAUUAAGAGUUUGUCUAAACUGGAAAAAUAAAUAUUCUUUGCAAUUGUCAGGGUUAGCAGUUUGGAGACAAGGAGGUACCACACAGGCAAAUAGUUCAGUGGGGAAGCAGGCAGAGCAUCAAAGCAGGUAAGCAAGAGAGUACGAGAGGAGUACAGUCUGUGUCCAAGUAUGAGUUGCUCAAACUGAGGAACUAGGCUACAGCGGAACCUUAGGUUAUGUACCGUUCUCCUUACGAAUGCUUCAGGUAAUGAGCUCCGCUAACCCGGAAGUAGAUGCUCUGCUAACAAGGAAGUAGAUGCCCCUAGUUGCAAACUUUGCCCCGGGAUGCGAGCAGAAGUCAUGUGCCAGCGGCGCGGCAGCAGUGGGAAGCCCCCAUUAGCGAAAGCGCGCCUCAUGUUCAGAAUGGUUUCAGCUUAAGAACGGACCUCCGGAAUGAAUUAAGUUCGUAACUUUGUCAGAAGCUUUGUUUACCAUAUUUAUAGGCUACUGUAGAACAGCGUUCCCUGGGCAAUUCACAACAAGAAAUAAAACAACUGAAAGUGUGAUAACAAUAGCAUAAAAUGCAGCUUACAGACAAGUCACAAAGAGCAAAAAAGGAACCAGAUUUAAAAGGCUGUGUAUGUGUGGAUUUUGUUUGACACUGGAAUGGGAAUGAGACCAUUUCACUUGCGCCAGGUGAGUCACUGGUGGGCCACCCACUGCUGAAAACACCUUCCAUGCCCCAGGCCUCAACUGGCAGGAGGAAUUCAGAGAUGAGCCUCCAAAGGUGUCAAGGUUUGGUAGGUUUAUGGUGGAAGCUUAUUCCUGGGACAGGGGGGACCCUUUAGACCAGGAGUGACUAACCAAAGCCUUCCAAAUGUUGCUGGACUCCAUUUCCAACAGCCCUAGCCAGAAUGGCCUGUGGUCAGGGAUGAUGGAAGCUGUAGUCCAAAGACACAGGUUAGCCACAUGCGUUUGAGACUUGCCUUUCCUAGCCUCUACUACUAGCUGUACAGCCGUUUUCUUGUCAUUGCAGUAGCAGUCCUGAAGCCCGCAGGCUAGCAGUUCAUUCCUCUGACAAAAUGCCACAGUGCUUCUUUAAGUGCCUUGGUCCUGAAGCUGAGGUCCUCUGUUUUGAGUCCCAGUGCCUUGAACCAACAAAUAUUUUCCAUCCAUCUAUCAUGGCUGGCAUUUGGGAAGCGAGUGCAUGUUUCGUUGGGCUUGCUGCUCUGAAGAUGAUAGGAUAAUUUUCUGAAAACAUUCUGUUCUGUAUAACUAGUUUGAUUCCAUUCUGGGGUAAUGUUAGAAUCCUUUUUAUCUUUUUCUUUUUGGUUAAUAAAGUAUAAAUCUGCAUGAUUAUCCCCUUGGAACACUAGAGGGCUCUAUUGAGCUAUAAUUUGGACAUCUUUUUGUAGCGAUGGCUGCAGAAGUUUUAGUUUGAGAAUCAAUGGAAUUAACUACCAAGUUAAAUGUGCCUUUGAUUAAAGUCCACUUGAGGUUCCUUUGCUGGGCGCAGUGGGAUGUAGACCUUCCAAGAUUAUGAGUCCUGCAGUCUUUCCCCCAUAAUCCACGGUCGUUAUUAAUACAUUUUGCCCUAAGACCUUUCCUAGAUGUUUCUGCCCAUCUCCUCUGCUUACAAAUAAUCACUCCCAUCAGAUCUCAUCCGUUUCCAGCAGGAGAGGUGAGGAGUGUGUAUCUUUGCUUGCUAUAAUCCAUGAUCUUUCUCUUCCUGCCUACAAGACCUACUUGGCCACAAGCUGCCCCACCAGGUCCAGGGACUAUCAGCCAGCGCUGCUGAAAGUCUGAUUCUAUGAGGGCAAAACAGGAAAACCGACAAGUGCACAUAUUUUUCACUUUGACAUUGAUUUUAGCAGAAGCAGAGAUUCUUGUGCAGAAUGUAUUUUGGGGGGAAACAACACUCUUCCAUGAAUGCAAAGUAACAUUUCUACCUUUACAUUAGGUAAUUGUAUUCAUUGAAGGGGAUUAAAUCACAAAUAUGGCCGUUUGAUGUAUCUUAGUCCUUGGGUUGUUGUAGCUUUUAAUAAGAUUACUUACACAUGUUGUUGCUGAUACUGCUUCAUACUGCUAGAUCAUUUGUUCAUGAACAAGGAAUAUUCGCUAUAGGAUUCACUUGGUUCCCAAGCUCAAUAACCCUUUUGAACCAAUUGCACCUUCUUUUCUUCCCACAAUGGUUUUAAGCUUACUGGACUGCUUUGCUCCAGUGCCCAGCCUCUGCAUUGUGUUGCCUGGAAGGAGAGGAAGAUUGCCGUGGGCAUCACUGCGGGCUCUGAUGUCAAAACAUUCAUUCAAGUCCCUAUCAUUUCUUUUCUGUGUUGUAUCUCAUUGCUGUUAAUUUAUUCUUGCUAAAUUGUGAACAGGCUCAGCUGAGUAAAAUAAUUCACUAGGACAGCACUGGAGUUAUAGUAUAAUGUACAGUUAUGCAAACGGACUUGAUUGUGGUUCAAAGGCCAUAUGGCGUUGGACUGGAAUAAACUGGGCAAUCAUGAUGUGUGAGCUCAUCUUCUUGCAUAGUUAGAAAGAAGAGGCGCAGAUGGAAGGUUGGGAGAUUAAAUAAAGAACCAAGCACAUACCGCUUUUAAGACUUCUAAAAAUACCAAAAUAAUUCUGUAGUACCUCUUACUGAAACAAUUAAUUUAGUUGUCACAGUGAACGGAUGAGAAUGGAUUUGUGCAAAGUAAACAGGCAGUCUUUAACACCAGAUAUUCUCUUGGCCUUCUUUAAUACUGAAAUGCUUUGAGACUUAUCCUUGUUAUUACUAGAGCUAAUUGUGUUCUAGCUUUGCUAGAGCUAAAUUACAAUUGCAUGAACAAUUGCGCCCAGAAUAUUUCAUAUUCACUUGCGUUUUUAAUUCUAAAUUAAUUUUACAAAAAACCCUGUAUUUAAAAUAUGAUUGGCAGUACUUAUUAAUGCUUUAGGUUUGCCACUGGUGCAUGUAUCAAACACGAUCCCAAACCGCUGCCGUCUUUAGGUCUCAACAAAGAACUAGAAAGCCUAUUUGUAGAACAAAUUGUUUGUGGCACAAAUUGUAAUUAGUCAAAUAGAAAAUAAGAUUCCUGAGACUGACACCCUAAGCCAGACUCCCUCAACCUCGGCCCUCCAGAUGUUUUGAGACUACAAUUCCCAUCAUCCCUGACCACUGGUCCUGCUAGCUAGGGAUCAUGGGAGUUGUAGACCAAAAACAUAUGGAGGGCUGAGGUUGAGGAAACCUGCCCUAAGCUUUCUUUCUUUCUGAGGCCUAACUGAUAACAAUGGGAAUUGUUCUCAAUAAAUUUGUUUAGGUGUGAGGAGUAAAACAAAGGUUUGCAAUCGACAGGUAUUGUAGGGUAUUAUUUUCUCUAAUAUGGUAUAAGAAUAAUAUAUAAAACUGCAAUAAAAAUACAAAUAAACUUGCUGGUGUUUUUUAUUUAUUGCAGAGAAAUAUUAUUAUAUAUCUCCUUUAGCUGGUGCCUUUUUCUUGGCUCUGACUCCUAUGUGGAUUGUAAUUGCUGCUAAACACCCAGCUACAAGAACUGUCCUCUAUUCAGGCUGGGAGCCCGUUAUAACUGCUAUGGUCAUAAGCAGGUAAGUAAAUUGCAUUAUAGCUGCGUACAGGAUAUAUUUUUUAAGGGACCCAACAAUAUGCAGAGCUUAACUGAAGUUAAGUACAUUUAUGUCCCACUGACUUCAUUGGGAAAAUUAAGCUGCACUUUAUUGUAGUAUUAUUAUUAUUAUUUAUUAUAUCCUGCCCUUCCUCCCCAAAUAACACAAUUUCAAAGCAAAAACAAAGCAAACAACAUUCUGAAACAGCUAAAGCAUUCUAAAAACAAUUGCAAUGAAAAACAUUUAAAAGUACCAUUUUUUUGGUGUAUAAGACGCCCCCUAUUUUUUUUAAAACCCAAAAUUAAGAAAUUUGGUUGUUUAGCUUUGGGGGGUCGGGAAGAUCACUUUUGCCAGUUCCUUACCCGCCUACCCACCACUGCCGAUCACUUGCCACAGCCACUGCUGAUCGCACAUCUCGCCACAGCCGCCAGUUGUCUGCCCACUCGCCGCCACCAACAGCCCACCCUCCCACUUACCACAGCCAUCAAUCUCUUGUCCACCUCGCCACAGCCACCAAUCACCCGCCCAAUUGCCGCUGCCAAUCUCCUGCUUGCUGCUGCCAUUAAUCGCACAUCCUUCCCCCCCCUGCAUUCACUAUCUGUGUAUAAGACGAUACCCAAUUUUUGCCUAAUUUUUUUUAGCAAAAAGCAUCAUCUUAUACAUGGAAAAAAUACAGUAGUUACAAUUUAAAACAUUCCUGCAUCCGAUGAUUUUGUGGUUGCUAGGCUCAAUUUUCUUCAGAGACCAAACACCUAGGUAAACAAAAAUGUGUUCAGAUUCCGGAAAGUUAAUAAUGGUGGAGACAGGCACACCUCACAAGGGAAGGCAUUUCAUCUUGUCCAUUUUACAUCCGUGGAACUUAAAUGUAUUAUUUGUGUUUUUCAUACCAACAAGUCUAUAACUGCUGACUUGCAUUCUGGAACUGGUUUGUGGGCCAAACUUUGUUGUAUUUUCAGAUCUGGGGGGAAGAAUUUACAAUAAAUUAUAAUUAUGUUAAUGUUUUAAGUGAUCCUUUAUGAAGCUGUCCCACAAAUCAAUGAAUCGUUUCUCUUCCAGGAAUGCUAAGAACCCAUAAUAUUUUUGGUAGAUCUGUUUCUAUAAUUUCAUAGAGCAAAAAUAUAAUAAACCUCAGGCAGACAGUAGAGUAAUAUAGAGUUUCCAGAAUAGUUUUUUUAAAAAAUAACAUUGUUCCUAGAAUUGGAAUUAUUUUUAGCAUUCUGUCUGUCUGUGUUUCAAACCUUGAACUUUCUUUUUCAGUAUUGGUGGCCUUAUUCUGGACACAACUGUAUCUGAUCCUAAUUUGGUUGGGAUUGUUGUUUAUACUCCAGUAAUCAAUGGUAAGGCAGACACAGGGUUUCUUAAAAUUGCUGUGGCUCAAUGCAUGCUGGUGAGAUAAAAGAAUAUUCUAGACUAAACUGAGACAUAAGUGGGUGGGUAUCUACUACUGUACGGUCACACUAUAAUUUCAGAGUAAAAACAGUUCCUGGUUUUGUGUUGCGACACAGGAAAAGAUAAAUAUACAUUCAGACUGUGAGCGAGAAUGAUUUUUUUUUUUUUAAAGCGCCAUGGUUUAUACAUUUAGAACCCCCAAAACAGAUUUUAAAAUAUUAUCCUAGAAAUGUACACUUGUAUCCAUUUGUGUAGGUAGAAAGUGCCUUUUGUAUCUUCAAAAUAUUGUAACAUUGCUACAGUCCAAUGUGCCCCAUCAAUACACCUAAGCAAUUAUAUUCCAUUAUUCCGAAUCGUUCAUACAGAUGAGAUUAUAUACCACACACCUUUCAAGUACAGUUUAUUAGAUAAUAUGUAAUAGCAUGAAAAAGCACAGCAGGGUAUUAGAAUAGCUUUGCAAAGUGGUGGUGUUGAGUGAAUGAAAUAGUAUUGAUUUUUUUUGUGUGUGCACAUACAUUUUAAAAGCAUAUGGAGAAGUAUAUUGGAAACCUUCCAGUUAUUUAAAUGUAGAUCUUCUUCGGAAUCUUGGCAGUUAAUGAAUUCCACAGGCCUCCAAGCAGCAUUGCGUCAAUGCUUCAGAAGGUAAAAAUGUUCGAAAGAACGUUUUGUCCAACUGACAUUUGUUCAUUCUUGGCUUCCAACUUGAAAGGGAAUUGCCAUCAAUAAAAUAUAUUAGACUAGCCAUGCCUCUUACUGGAAGCCCACUUCCUCAGACUGAAGGCUGUGUGUUUGCACUGACCUCUUCCCAUCCCACAGGAUUAGCCUGUGCAAUAUAUUAGCAUGACAGAGCACAUCAUUUUCCAACUAGAUUUCAACUUCCUUCUAGAUUAUCGGGGCCGCUCCUUGUUGAGUCCUCUUCCAACCCCACUCUCUAAUGUGUAGCACAAAGUACCUUAGUGCCCUGAUAUCCUUAGUCUGCAUAUUUUCCCACUCCACUGUGCAAAACUCUCCUAUGAGGGCAAGGAAAUACUUAGCACAGUGAUAUCAAGUCAUUAUAUAACAUGCACUGUACUGCAUUAUUGGGGCAGGGGAAAGAAAUAACUUAGUCAGAGGCUGCCAUUUUUCUACCUGGCGUUGUUCCUCUUUAGCGUUUUAGUGUGCAGUCUUGCCAGGCAGGUUCUCCUUAAUGUGAUUAAUUAAAGCACACUUGGGAAGUCUGAGGAGUGAUUUCUUGCCCCUCUCCUUUUAGAAGUUUCCCUUCCUUUCAUUACUUCAUGCAUACUCUAUGUUUUUCUUUUUCUUUCCUCAAGGUAAGCCCACCAAAGGCUUACCUUUAAAAAUCUGGAUUUUAAAACUUGCUGCCUUAGGGGCACUUCACAUUUUGCUGCCAUUCUAUUUGCGUGUUCAAGGUUUGUGUUUCUAAGCUGUCCUUUUCAGUGGCAAGUGUAGCAGCUUUCAUUUAAACUUGAAUUUCUUGCCCAUGUGCAUAGCGCAGGAACUGUGGUUUUAAGAAAAAUGCCAACCAUCUCAAGCUUCUCACACAAAAAUCACAUGUUUGGCACCACUGAGUUUUCCUGCUAUAGACUUUUAAAACAUCUUAAAAGACUUACUGUGACAGCUCUCCUCCCCUCACUUAGAGACAACUAGCUACAGUAUUGUUGGGAUAUGUCAUAUUUUGAGGUGGAGAACCAAAGUAAUUUAAACAAACACAGUUAUUUUUCUUUUCACUAAGGACUCCUAAUAGUCUGAUCUAGGACAUAAGAGCAAUGUCACAGAAUGUCAUUUCUCAGGUGCAGUCCAACCACAUUACUUUUGAGAAAAUAUGCAUAGGGUCAGCCUAUAUGGCAUCAGUGGGGAGCCUUCAGCUCAUGGCCCCAAUUUGGCCUGCCAGGCCCCUCAAAAUGCCGAUCAUGUAACAUCAUUUAACACCGCCAUUCAAUCAUUUCAGUGUGCCCUUCUACCUUCUGUGACUUUCUAGGGUUAGAAUUAAAAUUUUAACAUACAUAUAUUUCAUACAAGUCUCACUAAUAUUAAGAAGGACUAGAAUGUACAAUAUGCAAAAUGUAUGUAACAUUUAUGCAUAUAUAAAACACGUUUAAGAAAUGCACAGUUGUUUUGUCCUUUCCCGCUGUUACCUCUGCCUCCUUCUUCCUCUUGCCCUGCCUCCCAUCAGAAUGUGGCCCCUGAAAGGUUAGCCAGGUUGAAUCUGGACCUUAAGCUGAAAGUGGUUCUGUGUACUUGCAGAGGAACACCAUGUUUCAAGCAGAAAAGUAUCAUAACAAAUUAUUUUUGCCUUUCAGAUGUCAAAGGGCUGCUACCCUCCAGCUUCCCAGAAUACUUAAACUGUUCUAUUAUUAUGUACUAUUUGCUGCCAGUUGCUGUGUCCAGAAUUGUUGCAACGUGCUUUUGUGCAGCAAUCUGUGACUCCUGUCUGAUGUUUUAAUGUCUUCAUAUCCAUUUUCCUGUCUUGUAAUAGCAGUAAUAAGAAUAAGUAUGCCCUGGGAUCAUGAAUUGUUGAAGGGUGGGUUAGAAAUCGAAAUAACAAUUACAGUGGUACCUCAGGUUACAGACGCUUCAGGUUAUAGACACUUCGAGUUACAGGCUCCGCUAACUCAGAAAUAGUACCUCUGGUUAAGAACUUGGCUUCAGAAUGAGAACAGAAAUUCUGCGGCGGCAGGCCCCAUUAGCUAAAGUGGUAGGAACAGUUUCAGGUUAAGAAUGGACCUCCAGAAUGAAUUAAGUCCUUAACCCAAGGUACCACUGUAAAGGAAUAAAUAAGUAUGUCUUUAAAGAAAUAAUACAUUAGGUGGGGAAUUUUGACAGACCUUAGGCUACUGGUUCUUUAUGAACAUCUUUGGCAGAGAGGAACUACUUGAGAUUUUGAGCAUUAGGCACCUUCACUUGUUUUUACCAACCAUCCUUAAGCUGACCUUGUUACGCAUUGCAGGCACAGCUGUGAUGAGCUCAGUUAAAGAGAAAAAUGACAUUAAACUGGAAUUGCAGUGCAUAGUUUUUACAUGUGAAUGUUAAGAAACCAGCAGGGCAAUGGUAUACAGGUCUACUCAGUCCCAUGGACUUGCAAAAUCAUUCCUUAUAAUAUCGGGGUACACCUCAAUAGGAAUAAUGUGUGCUUUGAGCACUGAGGGCUGUGCAAAGCAAGGCUGGGAAACUAACUGCCCUCUGAAUGCUGCUGGACUCUACCCACGUUGUGUGGAGGCUGAUGAGAGGUGGCAGCCAGCAACAUCUGGAGGGCCACAGGUUCUCCACCCCGGUGGGAAGUCUUUAUGCCUGUAUUCAGAAGCUUUCCCCCCCUUCAUAUGGUCAGUUUUUGAGUUUCUAUAGCCAAACCUUUUUAAAAGAGGUCAUUCAGUUGCAAAAGAUUUGUGCUAAUAAUUUGGUAUACGGACAAGCUGUUGUGUUCACAAGCUAAUCUCUACCACAUGUACCUAUUUAAUAGCUUUCUACUACUCUUCUUGAGGUAAUUAGUCUGUUGAACAAGUCAGGUAAUUCAACAGGCAUGUUAGCAGAGAAGCUAUUAGAAGCUAAAACAAAUUGUCCAUUAUGUAAAAACAAAACAAAAAAACCCAAGAAAUCCUUACUUCUUGAAGGAAACAAGAUCAAAUUAAAAGUUCAAAAUAAUAUAGAAUAGUUUUAAACUUGUAACGCACAAGUCCUUUAAGAACUAAUAACAAGAUUUGAGAGAAUCAAUUAACAAAUAGUCAGCAUGCUGUACACCAAUGGCAAAAGGCAAUGGUUUCUAUUUUUUGACUUACUAAUAAGGGUCAGACUAGACAUGACCCCAUUUUGCUUAAUAGUUUUGUAGUUCAUUGCCUUGUGCUUAUGUUGUUGUAUUAAGGAUAUUAUAUAUAUUUUUUGUUUUGUUUUUUUAAGAACUGGUAUGCCACCAAAUAAUCUGUUGGGCAAAGAACAGUUGUUGUUUUUUAAUGUGCAUUCUCACAGUUUUUGUUUAUAAUUUAAACUUUACUGUAGCUGCAUGGGGGCUUCAAAUUUAAUCAGAACAGUAGUUUGCGGGGACUUAAAUCUUUCCUCUCAGGCUACUUCUGUGAUCAAAAUUGCCUUUUUUUUUACUGCUUUUUCUCCCUUGGUAGUAUGGGGAAGGGGGGCACCAGAUCCAUGUAUCUUUUUCCUCACAGGAAGAAGAGCAGUUGGCUGAGGCAAUUUUGUUGGGGGAAAUGGCCUGAGAGAAAAGAGUUAAGCACCUUGUCCUCCUGCCUCACCAUUCCAAUCAACUCCAGAGCCCCUGAUGGUUGCAAUAAAGAAAAUAGGAGGCACACGGCAUGUCUCUAACAUCACAGUGAGCUGCACACCAUUCAAGAACUUGUAAGAAAUCCCUACGACUGGUUUUGAGGGCUUUAAGGUUUUUCUGUAAGCCUGCACCAAGAGAAAAAGCGAAAUUCAGCUCCUGUAUAAACUCGCCACUUCUUGAUCAUUGCCAAAUCACAAGGCUGGAGUGACACAAAGGGCAGAAAUCCACUGUUGAGAGCUAGACAGGGCUCUCAUGGGCUUUUUGGCCUGUCCACCUCCCACCUGUCCACAUGCGAACUGUGCAUAGGCCUGGCCAAGGGUCACCGUGGUCGAGUAUUUGCUGAGGGUCCACACUCCACAUCCUGGGCCUGCUGCUGCAAGGAGGUAGAGUCACUAAGGGCCUAUCUACACUUACCUUUCCUAUGCUCUUUCUAGGAACCAUCCAAACUGCAAAGCUCUGCAUCUGAGCCCCCCCCCCGGUGAAAACCUGCUCUUUAAAGCUCAAUCAGAGCAAACAGCAGUCCGUGGAAAACCCAAAUUGGCGUUUGCUCUGAUUGAGUACUAAGGAACAGGUUUUCACAGGGUAAGCUUUUUUUGGGGGGGGGGAACCAACCAAACCCCACACUCGGACACAGAGAACAGUGCAAAAGGGAAGAGUGGAUAAGUCCUAAGGUAGAGGGGCCCAUGGAGAUGUCUUGCCCAAGGACCCUCCCAAACCUUGAGCUGACGCAGCCCAGUCCAUCCUCUCUCUAGGCUUCUGUGUUGUCUUAGUUAUGUUUUCCCCUUGGGUCCUCUUUUCUUUAUGUCUGCUGCCCUUCUUUCUAGCCUACUACCAGCUUUCUCCCGCUUUUUUGAAAGCCAUCUUGUCUAUUGACUGGUCUUUCUAGAAUACAGCUGUUCCUGUUCCUCCUCCUCCUCUUAAGCACCCUCUCCCUGAGUAGCCCUUUACUACUCCAGUUCCGUGUCACCAAUAGUAUUUUCCUCUCCUCCUUAUUGUAUGUAUCUCCGAAUGCGGCAGCUAGACUGGUGACUGGGAGCAGCCACCAAGACCACAUAACACCAGUCUUGAAAGACCUACAUUGGCUCCCAGUAGGUUUCCAAGCACAAUUCAAAGUGUUGGUGCUGACCUUUAAAGCCCUAAACAGCCUCGGCCCAGUAUACCUGAAGGAGCGUCUCCACCCCCAUCGUUCAGCCCGGACACUGAGGUCCAGCUCCGAAGGCUUUCUGGCGGUUCCCUCACUGCGAGAAGCGAAGUUACAGUGAACCAGGCAGAGGGCCUUCUCGGUAGUGGCACCUGCCCUGUGGAACGCCCUCCCAUCAGAUGUCAAAGAAAUAAACAACUACCUGACAUUUAGAAGACAUCUGAAGGCAGCCCUGUGUAGGGAAGUUUUUAUGACUGAUGUUUUAGUGUAUUUUUAAUCUAUUGUUAGAAGCCACCCAGAGUGGCUGGGGAAACUCAGCCAGAUGGGUGGGGUAUAAAUUAUUAUUAUUAUUAUUAUUAUUAUUAUUAUUAUUGCCUGCUCUGCAUCCUUUCUCCAGUCCCCUUGCCUCAGGGCUCUCUGUUCCUCAGCUCCCCUUAUUCCCCAACCCUUAGCCACUCCAUCCCCUCCGCAAGGCUUUCACCGACAGAAUCCGGAAUGCAAAUUGCUUUAUUCCCCAGAGUAAUUGAGUGGUCUGAACCACCACCUGCUCAGCCCCUCCGUUGCAGAGUCCUCACUCCUACAAGCACAACACGAUUCUAGAAUGGAACUUAGGAGUCUUGAGCCAUUUUUCAAAGCCUCUCCUCAUCGCUUUCACAAGAUAUGUUGAAAUAGAUUGCAUUUGUGUUAUGGAAUGGUAGUGCUUACAGUUUAGUACUCCUUUGGAUUGAAUGGUUGGAGAGCCAUUGAACAAAAAGUAAAAACAAAGGUAAUGAUUGCCUCCUUGUUACUUGAUUGGGAGGAAGUGGUUAAUAUGUGCCAACACAGACAUUAAUUGCACAUAUAGCUGGUUAGUAAGGGUGUCCUUUUUCCAAGUGCUUAGAUGAGAACGAGAGAAAUAUGCCUAAAACUACUUACAAAUUAUUAUUAUUAUUAUUAUUAUUAUUAUUAUUAUUAUUAUUUGUGCCCCGCCCAUCUGGCUGGGUUUCCCCGGCCACUCUGGGCGGCUUCCAUAAAACCAAAAAGCACUAAAAUAUCACACAUUAAAAACUUCCCUGAACAGGGCUGCCUUAAGAUGUCUUCUGAAUGUCAGGUAGUUGUUUAUUGCUUUGACGUCUGAUGGGAGGGCGUUCCACAGGGCAGGCGCCACUACCGAGAAGGCCCUCUGCCUGCUUCCCUGUAGCUUUGCUUCUCACAAUGAGGGAACCGCCAGAAGGCCCUCAGCGCCCGGGCAGAACGAUGGGGGUGGAGACGCUCCUUCAGGUAUACUGGGCCGAGGCCGUUUAGGGCUUUAAAGGUCAACACCAGCACUUUGAAUUGUGCUCGGAAACGUACUGGGAGCCAAUGUAGGUCUUUCAAGACCGGUGUUAUGUGGUCUCGGCGGCUGCCCCCAGUCACCAGUCUAGCUGCCGCAUUCUGGAUUAGUUGUAGUUUCUGAGUCACUUUCAAAGGUAGCCCCACGUAGAGCGCAUUGCAGUAGUCCAAGCGGGAGAUAACUAGAGCAUGCACCACUCUGGCGAGAUAGUCCGCGGGCAGGUAGGGUCUCAGCUGCAUACCAGGUGGAGUUGGUAGACAGCUGCCCUGGAUACAGAAUUGACCCGUGCCUCCAUGGACAGCUGUGAGUCCAAAAUGACUCCCAGGCUGCGCACCUGGUCCUUCAUCAUAGAUGAUUUGAAGUUCACAUUAUAUAGGCUCUUGAUCUCUUGCUUUUGACACUUACUAGUGUAAGUCCUGUUCUGUAAGGCUCAUCAGAUUUUAAACUGCCUCAGUUGGCAUUGCACCCCUCUUUUUUCCAUGUAGCUCCAUUAGCAGUACAGUGGUACCUCGAGUUAAGUACUUAAUUUGUUCCAGAGGUCCGUUCUUAACCUGAAACUGUUCUUAACCUGAAGCACCACUUUAGCUAAUGGGGCCUCCUGCUGCUGCUGUGCCGCUGGAGCCUGAUUUCUGUUCUCAUCCUGAAGCAAAGUUCUUAACCCAAGGUACUAUUUCUGGGUUAGCGGAAUCUGUAUCCUGAAGCAUAUGUAACCUGAAGCAUAUGUAACCUGAAGCGUAUGUAACCCGAGGUACCACUGUAGUAGUAAGUCCUCAGCUGAGCUGACCAUCAUGAAAUGAGAGGCUGCUGUUUGUAUGUAUGUCUUGCCUGCUGUGUGACAGGCAUAAAGCAGUCAGACAGAGAUAGCAGGAUCUUUAAUGCUAGAUUUGUUAUGCUGCAUUGUUACCUAAUUAUUAAUAAACAGUUAAAUUUAUUUUCCCCCUCUGUAUUAUAUAGGUAUUGGUGGUAAUCUAGUGGCAAUUCAAGCAAGCAGAAUUUCUACAUAUUUACAUUUACAUAGUGUUCCUGGAGAAUUACCAGAAGAAGCCAAGGGUUGCUAUUAUCCAUGCCGGACAUAUUGUGGUACAGGUAUGUGUUAUGCAUCUCCCUUUAAUGCAUAAUCCCAUAAUUAGACGGCUGCCAAAUGAAGAAAUGCUAGAGAUUUAAGAGAUAAUUAGUCUCAGAAGUUUGUCUAGAAAGCAUUUAUUAGGAAUUUCUGGAACCUUUUCAGACCUUAGUAUUUGAUAGGGAUGAAAUUACUUGCCAUCAGUGGACCCAACAUUCCUAAGGAAGUCAGAAUUUCCUCCUCCUCCUCCUCCUUUUCAGGUCCAGUCUGGUUAAUAAUGCCAUCACUGAAAGGUUAACCAUAACAUACAAAUGUAGUCAUUCUUGGUGUUUGAGCAGCAACUCUGAAAUUUUCAGACCACAUGGAGACUUAAAAGUGUGGUCCUAACCAUGUCUUCUCAGAAGAAAGUCCUGUUGAAUUUAUCGGGGCUUAUUCCCAGGUAAAUGGGGUUAAGAUUGUAGCCUUAGACCCAUUGAAAUUAAUGAACAUGAUCAAGUUAGUUUUAAUAGGUUUGUUCUCAGUAAAGCUUGGUUGAAUGCCACCCUUAGUAUUUCUAGAAGCAUUGUAAGAUUCUGAUGCUUGCUAGAAGGCAGUUAACUAUAGAGGAGUAAGAAUUUUAAAAUUUUGCUUCCUAUAUAUAUAUAUAUAUAUAUAUAUAUAUAUAUAUAUAUAUUUUAAUAGCUUUCUGGAACUUAUAGGAGCUGAUUGGUUAAAACCAUAGGUAGGCAAACUAAGGCCCAGGGGCCGGAUCUGGCCCAAUCGCCUUCUAAAUCCGGCCUGUGGACAAUCUGGGAAUCAGCAGGUUUUUUACAUGAAUAGAAUGUGUCUCUUUACUUAAAAUGCAUCUCUGGGUCUGCCUGCUGUUUUUACAUGAGUAGAAUGUGUGCUUUGAUUUAAAAUGCAUCUUUGGGUUAUUUGUGGGGCAUAGGAUUUCUCUCAUUAUUUUUCAAAAUAUAGCCCCCCACAAAGUCUGAGGGACAGUGGACUGGCCCCCUGCUGAAAAAGUUUGCUGGCCCCUGGUUAAAACUAAUCCUAAUGGUAUUGCUACCAAAGAAAGGUUAACAUAUUGUAUGCAUAUUAGUACUUGUCAAAAACGUGAUUUUUCUAAAGCACUAAGCUGACCAUGUUAUUAUUUAUUCUUAUUUUCAGGAGUAAAUAAUAAAUCAGCCCAGGUUCUUCUACUCUUGGUGAUUCCUGGGCAUUUAAUUUUCUUAUAUACUAUUCAUUUAAUGAAGAGCGGUCACACGUCCUUGACUCCAAUCUUCAUAGUGGUAUAUUUGUUCACAGCCCUUUUACAGGUAAGGAUAAAAAUAUCUGAAAAUAUUAUUAUUAAUGUCCAAAGACUGUUACAUUUAAAGUUUGUUUUCAAAACAUUUGAGAAAGAACAAGCCAAUAUCUUUUUUCAUGAUUAAUCCAUCUUGGGUGUAAUAAGUUGCUAUAGCACACAUCAACUUUUGCAUCUUUAGUUUGAAGGAUUCUUGAGCUAUUGUUUUCUCCCCACACCUCCAACUGCCUUACUUCCUUUUGCUUUUUUAUGAUACUUGCAUCUUUGGGUCAAGACAAACAUGUUUUUUGUUAGAAUUAUUUAGCACCUGAACUGCAAUUCUUUCUUACUUAGGUUGUAUUAGGAAUCUGUGUAGCAUUAUGGCAGGAAUCAUAUUGUAUGAAAAUAUUCCAUCAAGUUAUUUUUAUUUUUCAUUCUUUUUCUGUUAUUAACAGAGCAGUCUUCUGUCUUUUAAAAUGACAUCUCUGUUAUUAUUGUUUUAUUAGCUGUACUAGCAUUCACAAACCUCAUUGCAUUGCCAGUCAGGCACUGAAAAACUGUAAGCUGUGCACACAAUGGCUCUUUUCACUCUCCAUCUUUCACUAUUCAUAUAUGUUGUUUUGUGGCAGCUGUGGCAGCCCCUUAUACCAGCAGACCUUGGUAGCAAUGAUGAGGAUAGCUUGGCAUUUGAGUCCUUUGUUUCAUUACUCAUUUAUUAAGAUGAUAUGUAUAGUUCAGGGUUAAUUUGCACCCCAGUCCUAAUUUUGUGUGCGUGCCUAAAUAACUGCCUGCACAGCCGAGUGGUAUGUCUGCUGACACAUGCUGAGGUUAUAUACUAGGCUGCAAGUCUUGCAGUCAUCAGAAGCAUGUCUACUCAGAAGUAAGUUCCAUUUAACUGAAUUAGAUUUUCUCCAAGGUCUGGCAGGGCAAUCUCAUGCAUGUUUACUCAGACCUAAGUCCUGUUUGGUUCAGUUAGAUUCCUUCCUUGUAGCUUAGAACACAAACACACACUUAAUACAAUAGCCUCAUUAUUAGGGUUUUUUUUUAUUUCUACCUUCUUCUCACCUAUAUAAUCUCAUCGAUACACCCCCUUUUUUUAGCUAGCAUGACUGGGAAAUCUCACUAGCAGUUAUAGUCCAAGAGUCCGGAGUGAAAUCAUUGUACAAACAAUUUGGUUGCUUAAACAUCUUUUGAAAGUUGUGGCCUCUGGGGAAAAAACCUCACCUCCCAGUCCUAAGCCCCUAUAGGGCCAGUCAGAGAGGAUCAUUUUGAAAUUCAACAGCAGAUAUUACUUGGUUUAUCCACGUAUGUUCUCAGGGAAUUAUUGGGCUACCACUCCUAAGCACUUUGGCAAUCACUUGUAAGACUAUCAAUUUUGAAGGUGCUAUGACUUUUGUAAGACAUGUGACUAACAGGAGUGGUCAGUGAGGAGGGGCAGUGGGCACACCUGGCCUUCCGGCAGCAGAGUCACUGCCCCUUCCCAGGAUGGGAAGGUUGGCAGGGAGGUCAGUGCUGUGCAGACGCAUGGGCAGAACCAAUCUGGUUCUCGCACAGUGCUGACUCUGCUUCCUUGCCCCUGCCCCUCUCGCUAAGUAGUAAUGCUGCUGCUAGGAGGUCAGGUAUGUGGCAAUACCCUUCCUCACCAAUCACUCCUGUUCAGUAAAAAGGUAAAGGGACCCCUGACCAUUAGGUCCAGUCGUGGCCAACUCUGGGAUUGCGGUGCUCAUCUCACUUUAUUGGCCAAGGGAGCCGGCGGACAGCUUCUGGGUCAUGUGGCCAGCAUGACUAAGCCGCUUCUGGCGAACAAGAGUAGGCGCACGGAAACGCCGAUUACCUUCCCGCCAGAAAGGUACCUAUUUAUCUACUUGCACUUUGACCGAGCAAUGAGAGCUCACCCUGUCACGGGGAUUCGAACUGCCGACCUUCUGAUCGGCAAGUCCUAGGCUCUGUGGUUUAACCAGCAGCCCCACCCUACUCCUGUUCAGUACCUUAUGAAAAUUAUUCUCAUUUUAAUUAUCAAGCAAAUGAGUUGCAUGUCAACACCUUCAGCAAUAAAGGUUUCCAACAUAGCUCCAUUAGUACAGCAUUAUUGUUUGUUUUUUUCAUCUUCAUAUUGAGGCCACAAUCUGUAUCUUACACCACCUGCAUUUUAGCAAGUAAGCUGAAAGCAUUCUGUGUUUGAAAUUGAAAUUAAUUUUUCCAGAAAGGCAGAAUAAAUAUAUGCCCCAAAGCAACAAUCAGUUAUGAACUUCCCCCAAUGUGAGUUGAUUUGAUAUAGCAUUGCUUUGUCCUGUCUAAUUCAUUAUUCAUUCAAUUGAUUUUAGGGCAAACCUCUGCAGUUCUGUAUUUGCAUUUUCCUUCCGUUGUAAUGACUAUGGCAGCAUUCUGAACCUGUUCUUUGUGUUAGGUUAAAAUUGCUUCAUUAAGGAAAAUGUGUGACUUUCUAGACUUGAAAGUAGGCAUUAAUAUGUUCAUUUUUCUUUUAAAAAAGUGUUUCCUAGUGAAUUGACCUAACCUAUCAGACACAGUUACAAAAUAACAGUAGAAUUAAUGCAGUCAAUAAAUUUCUCUUGUCUCAUUCUGGUCUUUGUAAGUAACUCUGAAAUAGUAAACAAGUUGAAGGCCUAUGAUAUCACACUGGAGGGCAGAAGUGUUGAGAGAAGUCCUUUCCCCAAGCAGCUGUUUUAGAGCUGCCAAACCCACCACUCUCUAUUCUAUAUAUAGUAAAAUACUGUUUUGAUCAGUGUUUGACCCUAGUUUGCUAUCCUACUGGUUGGCACAGGACUGCCCACAUUACUAUUAAAGGGAACAAGUGGAACCUGCAACCAAAUGUUUCCCUACAUCCACACUGUCUAACAGAAGUGGUCCUGUUCAGGGUUCCAGCCAGCCAGACAUUCCUCAAGACCACUGUUCACUAUUAGGGCUCAGUUAAGGCCAACACUUUGUUUCUUUGUUUACAUUUAUAAACUAGCCCACAUUCUAUAGGAUCCCAGGGUGGUGAACACACAUAAUAAAAUCCUUAAAUGCUUAAUUUAAACACUACUACAAUCAUUAAAAAAAACAGUGGAAAUAAUUUAGUGUCAAAAACAUUCACACCACUCACAGUCUUCCCCUAAAUCCUUCAUGAACAGAUGUGUUUUCAGCUGUCACCUAGUGAGGGGGACAGCCCUAUCAUUGUAGGGAGGAAGUUCCACAAUGUGGGGAAACCACAGAGAAGGCCCUGUUUCCCCAUUGCCACAAAUGAACCCACGCUUGUUGAAGGGACCAUGAGAUGGGCCUCCAUUGGAAAUUGAAGGGAGAGGCAUUGUUGGGUUGAAAUCACGACAGACGAGUGGUGAGUGUCAAAGGAGAGGCGUCUGCCGGGGCAAGCCCCGGGAACUCUCUUUUAUUGAAUAUUACAAACAUUGCCACAGGUGUGCUUGUGGCUGAUUGGUUGAUACAAACACAAAGCAUCUUGUUGCUGAUUGGUUAACAUAGGUACAAGGCGGGAAUAACAUAUUACAUUAAUCACUGAUAGUUCAAAGACUGGGAACGGAGCUGGAACUAGACAGGCAUGAAUCCUCCUAAUUAAAUUAUAACUAAAGACUGAUAUUGAGAGAACAUAACAUGAAGGAAUACAACAAUCACGUCCCGUAAAUGUGGUCAGCAAUGCAUUAAGAACAGGUCAGGAUACACUGUUUCAUGAACUCAAUGGGAACUGUUCAGAACAUUCUCAGACUUAUGUGCAGAGGCAAAAACUUCCCAGAAUGUAAGAGAGAAAAGAAGCAAUAGUGCUAAAAGCAAGACUUUCCCAAAAUGCCACAGUUAUGUGCAGUAAGAGAAACUGCAGACAGAAAACUUCCCUUCAAGGCAUUGCAUCAAGAAGAUGGGUCUUGAUCAGCUUAGGGUUUUGUGUGUUAAAGUCCACACCUCGAAUGAGGUUUGUUUGCGAAUCAGCAGCCCAUGCAAGGUUGCACAGGACUUGUGUUACGUGAUCUCUUCUUGCCACACCUCUCACAACAUGUGCAGCUACAGGUUCUGAACUGUUCCCAAGGAUAGCUCCAUGUAGAGCACAUUGCAGUAGUCCAGGCGGAGGUUAGCAGAAUGUGGUCACUCAAGGUCCAGGCUAUGUCUGACUAGGAAGGUUGUUGCCGGCAAACCAACCUAAACUUAGAAAUAGGUGCUUCCUAACCACUGAAACCACCUGAGCCCCAAAUGGUGAAACUGGACCUCAGAGUACCCCCAGCCUACACACCUGCUCCUUCAGGGAAGUGUGACUGUCAAGGACAGAUCAUCUUCCCAGUUCCCAGACAAAAGAACCGCCUUCUUAAAGUACUCAUGUGUUAUCAGGAUUCAGUCUCAAUUUUCUGGUCCUUAUCUAGCCCAUUGAAGCCUCCAGGCAUUAGUCUUGUACCUGCCCAAAAGAGUACAGCAAAGAGUACAGUUUACAUGCCUACCUCAUAUAAACAGGCAGGCAGUUCCAAAGUGUAGAAGCUGCCAUGCUAAAACAUGGAUUUCGUAAAACUGUGGAAUGAGUACUACAUUCCAGGUCUGGGACGCGGGUGGCGCUGUGGUCUAAACCACUGAGCCUCUUGGGCUUGCUGAUCAGAAGGAUGGCGGGUCGAAUCCCCACAACAGAGUGAGCUCCUGUUGCUCUGUCCCAGCUUCUGUCAACCUAGCAGUUGGAAAGCACAUCAGUGCAAGUAGAUAAAUAGGUUCCGCUGCGGCGAGAAGGUAAACAGCGUUUCCAUGCGCUCUGGCUUCUAUCACGGUGUUCCAUUGCACGGAAAGUGGUUUAGUCAUGCUGGCCACAUGACCUGGAAAGCUGUCUAUGGACAAAUGCCAGCUCCCUCAGCCUGAAAGUGAGAUGAGUACCGCAAACCCAUAGUCGCCUUUGACUGGACUUAACCGUCCAGAGGUCCUUUGCCUUUUACCUUUACAUUCUAGGUCCUCAGCUUCCUACAUAUAAAGCAACUUCCUACAUUCCUGAACAGAAAAAUAAAUUUUCUGUGGAUUUCAGUGGAACUUAUGUGCAACUAUUUUUUUUUCCUGGCUAAGAACCUGACUAUUUUAGAAGAAUAUUAGAUACUUGGCACGAUAUCAAAAAAACAACUGUACCAAUUUUAGUAACAGAACACUGCGGCCCCAGGUACAAUGCACGAUUCCCUCACAAAAUGUGUUUGCAUCACAAGAUGAGUUCAGAGGUACCCUGAAGAUUUCUAUAAUUUAGGUGGCAUAAAAUAUCUAUUACUUCAUAUGGCAUAUAUUCUUGGCAUGGUUAAACAAUAUGUUCUGCUGAAGUCCCUAUUUGUUGAAUUAACUUGGAUCCAUCUGCAAUGCUGGAGUGGAAUACAAACUAUUCUCAAAAAACGUUAUACGUUCAAGUGAUUGAUGUAUUCUUUAUAAAAAGGACAAACUUCUCUGAGACAGCUGUAUAUAUGAUUGAAUGAUAUUUUUUUUAAGAGAAAAUAAUAAUAAAAUACAGCCUGCUUGAACUAUAUUCAGCUGGGUAUAAAGAAAAAGGCUUCAUUUUCAGACUUGUCAGCCAUCAUCAGACUGAAGGCCAGACUGGAGUAAGGAAGCCGUCAGUUUUGUGAUUCAGGGUUUGUGACUUUCAAAGGCAGCCUCUGUACUUCGGGUUCCUGCUGAGCCAGUAAAGAGCGCUCUGGAAUUUUCACACCUCCGAGGCAAAUCUCAGAACACAGUUGUGUUAAGGGCUCUGGGAAUAAACAAGUAAUGGGAAACUCUAGACAUUAUUGCCCAAUAAAUUUGGCAGGGUAAAAUAAAAUUGAUUGUAUCCACUAAGAAUCAAAAUUGUUGUUGCCCUGCAAAACAGCACGUUUUGAAUAUUCCUUCUCUUGUAUGUCAGAGAAUUCAUUAGAUUAGUUGCCAGCCCUUCUCUGUUAAAAACAACACUCUGUUUAGACCCCUGGCAGUUAAAUAUCAUUUGGGAACAUUUAUCCCUUAAAUUGGCUUAAAGCAAAAUUCGAAAAGCAGAUGGUGAUACAUUUUGAGAAGAAAAAUUAACAAAAGCAUAAUAAGAGCACAUUUGUGUUGACCGUUGUUGCUUCAGCUAUAUAAAGACAGCCUAUUAUCUCUAUGUUUAUUGCCCUAAUGAGACUGUUCUAGUAUCCUGACAAGUGAGGGCCACACUUACUUUUCCUCCACUCUUUCCAGGCACCAUCUGCACAUUAAAGCUCAGUGUCCAAACAGCCUAUUUUUUGCUCCAGAGUUUUCCCUGUGAAAACCCACUUUUUGAAGCUCGAUUGGAGCAAACGACAGUCUGCAGAAAACCUGAAUUGACAUUUGCUCAGAUUGAGCACCAAAGAGCAGGUUUUUGUGGGGGAAAUGCUUGGACACAGAGCUUUUAAGCAUGGACCUGUGCGUGGAAAGAGCAGGGCAAAAGAUAAGUGUGGAUAAGCUCUAACUCUUCAUGUCCUGAAUAUUUUUCUGCAAGUCACCUGAACUAGGAUAUUUGGCAAACGUUGCCUAGGAUUUCUAGUUAGGGAGAAGAGGACUUAGCCAUGAGUCCCAGUUUGGACCACAUGACAACCCAAACUCUGCAUGGUCUGACUGACUGUGUUGUGAGAACCAGUUUUACCAUUUGCAAAACCGAUUUAAUGUGUAGAAAUCCACUGUUUAAACUCCCUUUCUGAGGACUAACUGUAUGUUAAUGAACUACUAUCUGACUCAAUCUUAAGACUGAGCUGCAGUUUAAAUCUAAUUCCAGUUCUGGACUACAUUAGUUACUCAACAACCCAGGUUUGGUUCUUGUUCAUGUUUUUAGAAUAGAGAUGUACAGAUCUGAUAUAUUUUUGAUGAAAAGUGAAAUAAUGGGAAAACCUAGAUAAACGGAUCAUUGGUCCAAAGUGUUACUCAGUGUGAAGGACGAAUGAACCACAUUAGACCACAGCAUCACUAGUUUUAGAGGCAGUGGAGAUGUUACGUGAGAUAACAAACUGAUAUUCAUAACAGGAAUAGAAAAGCACGGAACAUAAGGGAGACCAGAACUGGGCAGAGUUCCACUGGGUUUCUGCUAGUAAUUGUGCCAGUUCUCUUUUCCCACCAGGGAAUAGAAUUGUGUGUGACUGCAGUCAAAACAAAAAAUUUAGAACUACUUAUUAAUAUUCGUACCAAAUUGGUGCAUAUCUUAUAAAUGGAAGCUUAAGGCAAGGCAGAAGUGUGAGUUGUAUACACACAGACUCACUUCAUUGGGUUUUGGGGUUGGAAAAUAUAAGGAAGUAUAUUUGUGCUGUCUCCUUACAUAUUGUGCUAAACCGUAGUGUGUGUGAACAAGCCACAGCAAACCUCAGGCUCCCACACGCCACCUCUUCUCCCCUCAUGUUGCUGAAAGGAGUUCAAAACUUUGCUUCUGCUUCUAAUUCAUCACUGUUUGCUACAUUGCCUGGACCCAGAACUGUGGUUAACAUUAACUAUGGUUAACUUAAACCAGACAGCAUCAGAAACCAUGCUUUGAUGUUGCCUUGUUUUAAACUAGGCAAUAUUAAUAUUAAUAUUAUUUGUUAGUCUGGACAGCGCAACCAAGCACUGUUAAUCAGAAGUGGAAGACAGUCAAGGGAAGGGGAGAGGAAGGGGCACUGCUCAUUGUGGUUUGUAUUAUGCUAAACCAUGGUUUAACAUAAUGUUCAAAUGUGGCCGGCUUUUGGUUCUUUACGACAAUAGGAAGGCAGAAAAACCUACAUUUGUUGUAAUAUAAAUAUUUGCUUUCCUUCAAGUUUGCUUUCCUUUUCUACCCAAGGACAAGCAACAUUUCAAUCACCUUGCCUCCAGUAUUUCUCUUUUCAUACCCCACAUAGCUGUUUCUCAAAUGUCCUGAGCAAUCAGGAAUAUAUUUGAAUGUGAAACUUCAGUUUCGAAAGCAUUUUUAGAUAAACGACACAAUGGUAUGUGCUUUAGUUAGCUUAGACUCCUCUUUAUUAGAAUUUCUAAUAAUUAUUCCCCCCCCCCUCAAGUAAUGCAAUCUCUGCCCAAAUGCCACUGCAUGUUCCCACUUGUCACAUCUGUUUCCAGACUCUUUCCCACCCACUCUGGUCCUGCACAACCUUCACAACUUCGGUCUUGGCAGAGGGGGACAGAUUUGCCUUUGAUCGCCUUGCUAAUGUUGUGGUGCUGGCCAGCUGAAAGAAGAGACCCAAAUUAUAACAAUUCCCCAUGUAACGUUGUCUUCCAGGAUACUGUGUGAGUGUCUGGAGGUGGUUGGAGGAUGGAUGGCGGCUAACAGAUUGAGGUUGAAUCCUGACAAGACAGAAGUACUGUUUUUGGGGGACAGGAGGUGGGCAGGUGUGGAUCCUGAAUGGGGUAAAUGCACCCCUGAAGGACCAGGUGCGCAGCCUGAGAGUCAUUCUGGACUCACAGCUGUCCAUGGAGGCACAGAUCAAUUCUGUGUCCAAGGCAGCUGUUUAUCAGCUCCAUCUGGUACAGAGGCCUAUCUGCCUGCGGACUGCCUCGCCAGAGUGGUGCAUACUCUGGUUAUCUCCCACUUGGACUACUGUAAUGCGCUCUACAUUGCGUUACCUUUUGAAGGUGACUCAGAAACUGCAAUUAAUCCAGAAUGCGGCAGCUAGACUGGUGACUGGGAGCGGCUGCCGAGACCACAUAACACCGGUCUUGAAAGACCUACACUGGCUCCCAGUAUGUUUCCGAGCACAAUUCAAAGUGUUGGUGCUGACCUUUAAAGCCUUAAACGGCUUCGGUCCAGUAUACCUGAAGGAGCGUCUCCACCUCCAUCAUUCUGCCCGGACACUGAGGUCCAGCACUGAGGGCCUUCUGGCGGUUCCCUCGCUGCAAGAAGCCAAGUUACAGGGAACCAGGCAGAGGGCCUUCUCGGUAGUGGCACCUGCCCUGUGGAACGCCCUCCCACCAGAUGUCAAAGAGAAAAAUAACUACCAAACUUUUAGAAGACAUCUAAAGGCAGCCCUGUUUUGGGAAGCUUUUAAUGUUUAAUAGGUUAUUGUAUUUUAGUGUUUUGUUGGAAGCCGCCCAGAUGGGCGGGGUAUAAAUAAAUUAUUAUUAUUAUUAUUAUUAUUAUUAUUAUUAUUAGUCACGUUUAUGUCUUGGAGCCCAGAGAUGGACAGUUUCUGUGGGAGGGGGAUGUCAAAGGCUGGCUCUCUGCCUGCUUUGGUAAAAGAGGAGCUGCCUCAAAGAAUCUGACAGUCUCUUCCAAAGAAAACAUGUGCUUUCAAAUAUAUUUGUUUGGUUUGCAGAGAGGAGCACACCUAGCACAUGCAUAAUUAGCUGAGGCUACAGAGCCGCCUUUUCAGCAGGGAGAUGUAUCUGAAUAACUUAUACAUAUUUCAUAAUGGAAAAAGGGACAGAAAAUUGCUAAUUUGAAAACCAUAUGGUUACAUCUUAAAAAUUCUUUUGUAGUACAAAUCAAAGGUAGGGAUUCUCUUAGAAGUAUUAAAUUAUUUCAGUGUGCCUAAUACUGUAACAUCUAAUUUUCCAUUUUAGCUGUUUAAAUAAUAUUUAAGAAAACGCACGCUUUCAAAAUGGUAUUUGAAACAUUGAGUCUGUAUACCAAAAAUCACAGUGGACGUGCCCGCUUUUUAAAUUGUUUUGGACUCAGGAAAUCUUUUGUGUGUUUUGAUACAGGAACAGUUUGGGUUAUAAGUCUUUAUUUCCUGAAGGUCCAAAUUGAUUUAAAUCUUAAUCUUGUCUAUUUUUUAGCCUACAGGUAAUCUUUGCAAAAUACAUAAAGAACCAUGAACUCAACCUUUCUAUUCAAAUAAGUUAGUAGAAAUAGUGGAUUUCAGAUGCUGCCAUAGAAAUCAUGUCAACGUGAUUUAUAUAUUUUUUUCAUUUUGCCAUAGGUGUUUACAUUGCUAUGGAUUGCUGACUGGAUGGUUCACCACUUCUGGAAAAAGGGAAAAGAUCCAGACAGUUUUUCUAUCCCUUACCUUACUGCUCUUGGUGAUCUUCUUGGAACUGCCUUACUUGCCAUGAGUUUUCACUUUCUGUGGCUCAUUGGUGAUAGAGAUGGAGAUGUAGGAGACUAA